AUGAAGAAAGGAAAGUUCCUCAUCGUCAACGAGCCAACCGAAGAAACGGUCGAUCGAGAGCUCUCGGUUCCCACCGAGAAAUGCGAUGUCUUCCCAGCGCUUGUCUACAUUCCGAAAUUCAACAAAAAGAUGGAGAAAGGACUCUUCUGUGUGCUCACUAUUCUCGUCCAAAUCAUCAUUUUCGCCUUGAUGCCCUACUUUUUCACUCUAGGAUACCUUGCAGUGAUCCCAAUCGAAGUCGCCUUCUUGGCACUGUAUGCAAAGGAGCAUGUUAGAGUUCUCCGUGCUCAAAUGUUCUAUUUGACAAUUCAAAUGUUCUUCGGAACUUUCGUCACCUUCAUGGCUUUCCUUCCAGCCGAAUCCGGGACUCGCAAGGACUUCGAAAUGGUUUUGCCAAAUCUCACUACUGGAACACUGGCACUUUUCGGCGUUUUCUUCGGGCUGUUCACCGUUCUUCGCAUUCUCCUCAUCGCCAGCUACCAUACUCAUCUCUUCUACUCGAAUCUUCGUGACAAGUUCAAGGACGGAAAAGUCAUUCUUCAGCCAGCAUAA
Molecule: messenger RNA, 552 nt
Organism: Caenorhabditis remanei
Lineage: Eukaryota; Metazoa; Nematoda; Chromadorea; Rhabditida; Rhabditidae
Exons: 5
Coding region: 1-552 (183 amino acids)
Source: RefSeq, a predicted model, not a curated record